Messenger RNA from Durio zibethinus, 1346 nucleotides. RefSeq names its product ubiquitin fusion degradation protein 1 B-like. NCBI's taxonomy places the organism in Eukaryota, Viridiplantae, Streptophyta, Magnoliopsida, Malvales, Malvaceae. Gene Ontology annotation, biological process: ERAD pathway; ubiquitin-dependent protein catabolic process. Gene Ontology annotation, cellular component: VCP-NPL4-UFD1 AAA ATPase complex. Gene Ontology annotation, molecular function: polyubiquitin modification-dependent protein binding. The record is from RefSeq and is a predicted model, not a curated record.
UUCCCCACGAUUUUAUCUUUCCUCUUCUUCACGCCACCAAUUUCCUUUCACUGAUCCAAACGCCAAAUAGCGCCUCUCUUUUUUUUUUCCUCUCUGUUUUCUUUCAGGGAACUUGAACAAUAAGUUAUCUGGUUUGACCGUUUAUAAGCAUUACAAAAUGUUUUUCGAUGGAUAUGGCUAUCAUGGGACAUCGUUUGAGCAGAGUUACCGAUGUUACCCUGCAUCUUUCAUUGAAAAGUCACAAAUUGAAAGCGGAGAUAAAAUUAUAAUGCCUCCAUCCGCCCUUGAUCGCUUAGCAUCUCUGCAUAUUGAUUAUCCAAUGUUAUUUGAACUCCGGAAUGAUGCUGCUGAGCGUGUUUCUCAUUGUGGAGUGCUAGAGUUUAUUGCAGAAGAAGGCAUGAUCUAUAUGCCAUAUUGGAUGAUGGAGAAUUUGCUCCUACAAGAGGGAGAUAUUGUGAGGGUGAAAAAUGUAACUCUUCCAAAGGGAACCUAUGUUAAAUUGCAACCCCACACAAAGGACUUUUUGGAUAUUUCAAACCCAAAAGCUAUCUUAGAGACAACAUUGAGGAAUUAUUCCUGUUUAACCACUGGGGACAGUAUUAUGGUGGCAUAUAACAAUAAGAAGUAUUACAUAGAUAUUGUAGAGACAAAGCCAUCCAAUGCAAUAAGUAUCAUUGAGACAGACUGUGAGGUGGAAUUUGCUCCUCCCCUGGAUUACAAGGAGCCAGAAAGGCCUGCUCUACCCACUUCUUCAAGCAAGGCACUGUCUCAAGUUGAAGAAGCUCCUGCUGAGGCUGAACCAAAGUUCAGCGCCUUUACUGGUACAGCUAGACGCUUGGAUGGGAAGCCUCUGAAGCAGCAGCCUCCACCAGUUUCUUCAUCUGGGUCCAAAGACAAGGGGCCUGCUGUUUCCAAUGGCAAUAAGAGGCAACCUUCUUCAGGACCUAGUUCACAAAAUACCGCACGCCAGGCUCAGGGCAAGCUUGUAUUUGGAUCAAGUGUCAGCCGUCCUAAGGAAACAAAACAGGGAUCUGGAAAAGAGGUUAAACAGCAGCAGCCUGAAAAGAAGGAAGAUCCCAAGUUCCAGCCAUUUAGCGGCAGAAAGUACUCAUUAAAGGGUUGAUUAAAUUAAUCCACAACUUGUUAUGUUUACCGGCCUUUUGUCCGUAGAUGAAGCAACAGAAUUAUAUAUACAUCUGGGAUGUUGUGUUAUGAAAAGAUGUAGGUUUUUAUGUCAAAUUAGAAGAAGGAAGCCCUAACUUAUAUUCCAUUCUGUUGUGAACCUUGAGAGUUGACAAAGAAGAAAAAAAAAAAGAGGAUCUAAAAAAUUGACCUGCUAUUGUUUG